Molecule: messenger RNA, 3010 nt
Organism: Paramuricea clavata
Lineage: Eukaryota; Metazoa; Cnidaria; Anthozoa; Malacalcyonacea; Plexauridae
Source: the annotation of a GenBank genome assembly
AUGAGUGAGAUAUUAAAGUAUGUUGCCAGGUGCAGGGGUCAAAUGUGCGAAGUGUAUCGCACAAUAGAUUUUUAAGUCUAACACUUGAUGCAAUGAAUAUUUUUAAAAUAAUUAAUCUUCGGUCAUCCUCGGGGGAAAGUCGGAGACGGAUCGGGAUGACGUCACCUUCGGGCGGCAUUCGGAAUGAAUACAUAAUGAUGACGUAGGCAUAAUUAAUGCUUUUUACUUAUGAAUAUAUAAUUAGGGAUGAAGGCCGUGAAGGAGUAAGACAUAAUGAAUACAUAAUGAGGUUACAAGCUCUGCAUACUAAUUACUUCCGUCGCCAGAGUGGGGGGUAUCACUACUUAUAUAUAUAUAUAUACAUUAAAUUAUAAUUUUUACAAAAUUAUACAGUGUUCUCUGGAUUGUAAUUAUUUGUUUUGAGCUUUCGACUCGGUACUUCGAGCCUUCAUCAGAAAGAUUGAUCAUACCGAGUCGAAAGCUCAAAACAAUAUAAUUUUAUAAUUUAAUAAAAUGCCUGGAUUACAAAUCUUCAAAUAUAUUAUAUAUAUUAUAUAUAUAUUAUAUAUAUAUUAUAUAUAUUAUAUAUAUUAUAUAUAUUAUAUAUAUAUAUUAUAUACGUUAUGGCGUAUGGACGUGUAUUUAUGAGCUCCACAUUUUUCCUCAGUUUUGCGUUGUUUAUUGCUUUCAGAACGGUUAGGUUUAGCCCUGACUUAUUCUAUAAGGCUCAUUCGCCUAGAAAACAUGUAUUUGGAGAAGAAAACCAUGGAAUUAAGCGAGAAUACCAGCAAUUCCCUGCUGACCUUGGUGAGUUGCGAAAUCGUGAUGAACAGACUCAAUCUUGGACGUAUUUGGUUGUUCUUCACAAUUUUAAAGAAAAUGGAUUGUUUAGUUAUUAUGACAAAGUCUACUCGUCGAUAGUAUGUGUGUUUGGAGAUGGAAACCGUUGUAUUGGGCAAGAAAUCCAGCAAAGUUUGAUACUGAACGUUAAUCUCGAAGUGUUACUCAGCCAGGCUGAACAAGUUCGGAUUUGCAUAUCUUCUAAAUUGGAUAUUUGCAUAAUGAGCAAUGAACAAUUAGCUCUUUGUCUGCCGAUAGUUGCACAGCUCAGUGUUAAGGAAGGAACAAUCAGAGCGAAGUAUUCUUCAUUUAGUUCAUUGAUUAAUCAAUCAUGGUUUGCUACAAGCUACCCGCAUAAUUUACCAUUCAACUAUUGGCCUGUGAAUAGAAAUUAUUGUGCUGUGUAUAGAAACACCGAUAUGCUUUACCUACCGGUUCUGCCAUGCCAACAAAAGUUUUUCCACAACAAACCCAAGAUGAUGCAGGCUCCCUACUUCUAUUAUCCAAAUUUGUGUGCUACCCGACAAAUUCUACUGAAGGGGGGAGAUAUUUCCACAAACCCUGGUCCUCUGACUCAACAACAGCUUGGUCAGAAGCCUAUUAGUAACCCAACGGCUUGGGGAUCAAGGUCAGCGAAUUUAGUUUACAUAGAUUGUUCGUCAAAUUUAUUGCAAAACGGCAAUUGCAACUUGUUGAAGUUUUGUUUACUUAAUAGUCGCUCUGUCCGGAAUAAAACUGCGGAUAUCGUUGAUUACAUUUCCCACGAUUGCAAACCCGACAUUGUAGCAAUUACAGAGACCUGGCUGGACAAAAACGAUAAUGCUGUUCGCGUAGAGCUGUGCCCUGACGGUUAUAAACUGUGUGAUCAUGUGCGUGAGGAACGCCGUGGCGGUGGGAUAGCACUAUUGUAUCGUGACUCAUUGUAUGUUGACAAAGUGGAUGCAGGGAGUAAGGGCUCUUAUGAAUUUUCAGAGUGGAUUGUCAAUCUCUCAUCUGCGCAGAAACUUUGCAUGGUAGCUGUUUACCGUCCACCAUAUACAAGUGAGCAUGGAGCUCCAAUUGGCCUGUUCUUUACAGAAUUCUUUAGUCAUCUAGAAUCAUUGUUACUAUGUAAGGAGGCCUUAGUGAUCUGUGGCGAUUUUAACAUCCAUGUUGAUUCCAUCGAAGACGCUGAUGCAGUGAAGUUCUGUGAUCUACUUGAGUCGGUUGGACUGAAACAGUAUGUUAAUGAAGCUACACAUGUGGAUGGCCACACUUUGGAUCUAAUUAUUACGCGAGUUUCUGAUUAUAUUAUUAUUGGGCAACCCAAAGUGGAUCGGUAUAUUUCAGAUCAUGCAUCUGUUAUUUGUAGUCUAGCUACAGCUAAACCAAUUCUGGAAAAGAGUAAAGUUAGCAUGAUUUAGUGGCCUCUGGUUUGUGUAGAGCUUCACAUGGUGAUUCAGACAAUAAAGUUGCCUGAGGAAAUUGAUGCUGUUGUGAGAGAGUACAACUCUACUUUAACCCACUUGACUGAUUACCAUGCUCCAUUGAAGACUAAGAUAAUCAGAGCAAGAACAUCUGCCCCUUGGUACAGUGCUGAAAUUGAUACUGCAAAAAGGCAACGCCGCAAGGCGGAGAGGGCGUGGCGGAAAAGUAAGUCGUUGACUGAUUUUAGAUUAUUAAGAUUAAGAAAAAUUAUGUGACAUACUUGAUUAAUAAAGCACGAAGAGAAUAUUAUAGUGAUUUUAUUAACAGUAACGGUGACAAUAAGUCUAAGCUUUUUCGUGCGGCGAAAAGUUUGCUCAACACAAAUAGUGAGAUUUGUUUUCCGAACUCACCCGAUAAUACCGUUCUUUCGAAUGAUAUUGGCGCAUUUUUCGUUAGCAAGAUUGCGAGAAUCAGAGCUGAAGUAGACGCUAUGGUUCUUGACUCACAGUCAAAUAAACUAGUGCCGGAUGACAUCAAGUUUGUAUCACAAAGAGGUGGUGUUUUGACCCAUUUUCGGAAGAUUAGUCAGGAAGAAGUGCAAAUAUUAGUUAUGAAAUCGUCUAAGAAGUACUGUUCGCUUGACCCAAUGCUAACGCCGCUGGUAAUGGAUUGCCUAGAUACGUUACUACCAGUAAUUACCCAUCUUAUUAAUUCCUCUUUGGCUAAUGCUACUUCCCUGAGAAUUGGAAAGAUGCAUUGGUGA